This is a messenger RNA of Amphibalanus amphitrite, 3625 nucleotides long. Its product is annotated as proteoglycan 4-like. Lineage: Eukaryota; Metazoa; Arthropoda; Thecostraca; Balanomorpha; Balanidae. The record is from RefSeq and is a predicted model, not a curated record. The transcript has 9 exons. Bases 251 to 2815 code for a protein of 854 amino acids.
AUUUGUGUAUACGGAUAUGACGUCUUUGAUAAAAAUCUAAAACCAUUUCAUUGUCAUAUCUUGAUUCAGGGAUAAGUUGGAGCAAGAGUUGGAGGGAGAGAGACGUUUCACAUUUUUAUGUGCACGUAUCCCCUAAGUCAUUUUCGAGGUGAUUUUUGGGGUAUUUCCUUACAGGAUACCGACCAACUCUGACCUGUGACGUCACCGUCGAUACCGUCGUCUGCGGCGGCUAGGACCGUCGAUUGUCACCAUGGAGGGUGACGGGGGGCGCCAGUCGACGCUGGACCCCGAUCACUCCGGUGUGCAGGACAACGAGCUGAAGCUGGUCAACAUCGACACGAGCGGCGAGCAGGCGUCGUCACCGACCUGUCCUCUGAACCUGCUGGUGCGCUCGCCGCUCGCCAACAAGGCCGACCUGGAGCUCUCCGAUCCAUUUCUGAUCGCCGGGAGUAUGUCCGGUGGCGGCGGCGGCGGCGGCGGGGAUCGCCCGGUGCCCACAGACGAGCUGGUCGAUUUCAGAGAGAAGGGCUCCCGCGAGGCGGACGGCAGUGGACGUACAGAGGACGGUGAUAUGGAGCUGAUUGGAGACGACGCACUGGAGCAGUUUGGCGGCGAGGCGGACAUGGACAACAUUUUCCAGGAGGCCCUGGCGCUGGCAGAUCAGUUCUCGCAGCUCAACCACCAAGAUGACGUGGACAUCAGCCUGGUCGACUCGGCUCCGCAGAGUCUGCCCGGCGACAACGAGCUUCUCUCGUUGGACGUCAACAUGCUCGCCGCACUGGCCGAGGCGCGGCGCCAGCUCCCACCUAGCCAGCCCGCUCCCGUGCCCUCCGAGUCGCCGCUGGACUCUUCAUUUCCCGCUCCGACGGGACCGUUCACCGUGUCUUCCCUGCGCUCGGCGUCGGCAGCGGCAGUGGCGCAGGCGGCGGCGGCGGCGUCAGCGGGAGGUCUCACCCCGCCGCCGCUGGACUCGAAGACGAGAACGGGUGGUGAUGAUGAGGCUGACGAUGUGGCGGAAAGUGGGGUAUCUGAGCCUGCUCCAAAGUCGGUGGAAGCUCGAAGAACAGCGCCGUCGACGGCGAGAGAGAUUGAGAAGGCACCUGAGGCCGCUGCGGUAGAGUCUGUUAGUGAUGACCCGGCACCUGCUGCCCCCUCUGCUGCCGCGCCGACGCCGUCCCGAUUGGCCAGUCGACAGCCGCGAGACUCACUGGCAGUGGCGUCGGGCCGCAGACUGGCGACCCCAGCUGCCGCCGCUCGCGCUCCGGCGCCGGCCCGCACACCCGCCCCUGCUGCUCCCCCGCCGGAGGAUGACGCCGGGUACGCCCAUUUGUGUGAGCAGGCGUCCGCAGAACAGAGGGAGUUAGAACUUCAGGCUGAUGAGGAGUACGAGAACCGUCAGUUUGAACAGAUGGAGCGGCGUGUAUCCAGAGAGGACGUCCUAGACGCAGAGUCCGCCCUGGACUCGGAGUCAGGACUCGGAGCCGGCACCGCAGACUCCACAGAUGGACAGCGAACGGGACCGCCACGCUCACAGCUCUCCCGCAAGGAGACAUACAUCUGCCGACCAAACACGGGCACGUUCAAGAUCGACAAAAGACAGAGGUUCGGUACAUUCAAGGUGGACAAGACGGGGACGUUUAAGGUACCGCGCGCGUCCGCGUCGGCGGCUCGCUCCCUACCUCCGGAGCCGCCGCCGGGAGGAGACGUCAAUGGGAACCAGGAGGGGCCCGGGGAGGAGACGGGAGGCGGUACUCCGGCCAGCGAUCUCAAUGGCAGGACAGACGUGCAGUCGGACAGUAUGAACAACACCUACUGCCACGACGUCGACCGCUUCGAUGAGCGGUCGCCGUCCCCGCCGCGCGGCCCGCUCUCGGCCAGUACCCCGGAGCGCGGCGACCCGUCGUCGGUGGCGGCGCCGGUGUCAGCGCUGGGCCGGCGCGCGGCCGCGCUGCGCCGCCCCCUCACCUCCACGCCGUGCCGAUCGGUGGGCAGCAGCGGCAGCAGUAUCGGCGUCACACCCAUCCGCGCCGCGCCCAUGGAGACCCCUGAGGAGAGCCCCGUGCCGGUCCCGAUGGCGUCCCUGCGCGGACCCGGGCUGCGGCAGCCGGCCGCUUCAGCGUCGGCCUCGGCCGGGCCGGGCACGUCGGCGCUGAAGCAGCCGGCCGCGCUGUCGGCGUCGGCGUCUGCGGCGACCGGAGGGCUGAGGAAGCCGACGGCGACCGGUCUGCGGCAGCCGGCGGCGUCUGGACUCCGCCAGCCGGCGGCCAGUGGACUCAGACAGCCGGCGGCCAGUGGGCUGAGACAGCCGGCCGCCAGCGGACUCCGCCAGCCCGCCGCCUCGGGACUCCGCGCGCCGGCCGCGUCCGGGCUGCGUCCGCCGUCCGCCUCUGGCCUGCGUGCGCCGGCCGCCGCCGGUGCGUCGCGCGCGGCGCCGGCGCGGCAGACGGCGGCGCCGCUGCGGCAGUCGUCGGCGCAGAGCGGCAGCGACAGCAGCGUGUGUAGUGUGCGCAGCCUGCCGGGCCCCAACACGAGUCGCAGCAACCCCUCCCUGGUAGCUGACAGGUCAGACGUCGAGCCGGCGCUGUCGCAGCGGCAGCCGAGGCAGCUGCCCGGCCCGGCGUCCCGCCUGCCCGGCAGGGGAGGCGGAGUGCGCCGCAGCGCGGGCGGCACGGGCUCGCUGACCAACAUCUCGCUCCAGUCGUCCCACUCGGCAGCGGCCAGCGGGCUGCGCCGGCCGGCCACCGGCAGGCUCAGAGGACAGGAGACCUCCAAGCUGUCGCUCUCCCAGCAGCCGGCCGGCAGCGAACGCUUCUAGGCCGACUGGCGCGCUCCCUUCUGUGCUGUGAGGCGGGCGCCUGGGCGGCCCGGCCAUAGUGCACCGACCAAGGCGACAUCUAUAUCGCCCACCGCCGCGAUUGUGGCGCCACCUGUGCACCGGACAUUGGGCGCUACCGCUGGGCGGCACCGCGCUGUGGAUCGAAUGUUUGCUUGGAGAACGCGUGUGAAUGUUUGUAGCGUUGUGAUUUUGUCGAGAGUAACUCAGAUAUGGUAUGUGGGUUAUGUGAGUCACUGAAAAUGGGAUGUAUUAUAAUUAUCACACCAUAAUAUAGGUAAAAUGAAUGCUAAUUUAUAAACUCGCUUCGCGUAGACCUUCCUGAAGCAAUAGGUCACUUUUACCGCUUUGUGAAGCGUCUGUGUCGCGUCUCGGUACCUGCAGAGACACACCGACAUAUCGAUCUAGUGCCUGAGGACUGGGGACUGCGCCGAUUCCAGUCGAUUUCCGCUGUUUGUUGCCUUGCCUGUCUGUGAUUCAAUUCUCAGUGUAUCAGCAGUGAGCCGAUGUCCUCGCUUCCUUGCGCUCUCAAUGGGAGGCGAGUCAAGAGAGGACUACCCUUCCGCGCGCUACUCGCUGGCGUGCAGUGAGGUCGAGCCUCUGGGCUUCCCCUGUUCCGUCGUAGUUGGCCCCGUCGCCUCCGCUGCGGUGUUGCAUUUGCGCCGUUGAGACGCGUUUUCUGCUGUUGCCUAUGUGAAGCAGAGCUGAUGUAUGUGCCCACCGCAUACGCCGUCUUCCUUUCACGUGGCUUUGUUAUACUCUACACUAACGAAAAUAUAUUUUCGGAUAUUA